AUGUAGCAUCAGAUUGUUGUUUCUCCUACUCGAAUUCCAUAACAGGUGAAACCUUUCACUUCCAAAAAUACUUUAAUUUCCCCUCAACGUUUCCCUAAUAGAAAAAUCUCUCAAGGACUCAUUGAAGAUUUUGUUGUUAAAUCAAACUAUAUUACAAAACCUAAUUAUGGCAGUUUAACAGAUAGAGUCAAUAGUUUGCAAAAAUCUUAAAAAUCUUUAUCUAAAGAUAAGUUUGGAUCUUCUACUAAGUAACUUAGAAUACAAAAUGACAAUUUCUUUUAAUUAACUCGAGGAGUUAAUCUCCUUUAAACUCAAAAAAAUAAAAACUUUCAAAAUUACAAUAAUUAAUAGCUUAAACCUAUUUAAGGUUCUAUGACAAGGAGAAAUAAUAGUAUAGAAGAGCUUAUUGCUACUACAGUUUAAACUGGACUUACUAAAUCUUCGUCUCAAGAUUAAAUAACUACUUAAGAAAUUUCUAUCAAUCUUCAUGUAGGUUAAGAUUAAGCUUAAAAUUAUAGAUUUCCAUCUAAUAUUUCAACUGAUUAAUUUGUUUCCAUGAUAAAAUUAAAAAUAAAUAAUAAUGACAUUAUAGCAUUCUAAUCUCUAGACGACAAUUUAUAAUUAGACUAUUACAUUUCAUUACCUAAUUUGCCUAUGGAUUUAUUUGUAAAUAAAACCAUAAGAUUAAAACCAAUAUCAAGCACGACAAACAUUAUAAAUUCAAAAGUUAACUUAAAUUCAUUUUAAUUUAUUUCUGUCAUUGGAAGAGGAGGAUUCUCAACAGUUGUAUCAGCAAGAUCAUUAAUAGAUGGUAAAUUUGUAGCAUUGAAAUUAAUUAACAAACAAUUUAUAUAACAGAAUUAAAAGUAAGACUUAAUUUAGAAUGAAAGAGAUAUCUUAAUUUAAACAACUUAAAAAGGAGCCAUAUUUACAAAUAAAAUAGAAUAUGCAUUUGAAACAAAAAAUUGGAUAGUAUUUUGUAUAGAUUAUUGUCCUGGUGGCGAAUUGUUUAAUUAUAUUAAAAAGCUUCAAAAAUUAUCUGAAUAGCAAGCAAGAUUCUAUUUAAUUGAAGUAAUAUUGGCAAUUGGUUUUUUGCAUAAUGAAUAAAUAAUAUAUAGAGAUAUUAAGCCUGAAAAUAUUUUAAUUGAUUCAAAAGGACAUAUAUAAUUGGCAGAUUUUGGGUUAGCAAGACCUCAUAUGAAGAAAGAGAGUUGUGCUUAUUCAUUUUGUGGUUCCCCUGAAUAUAUGGCUCCAGAAAUGUUUUAGAAUUCUGGACAUACUUAAUUAUUAGAUUAUUAUUGUUUAGGAUGUCUAUUAUAUGAAUUAGUUACAGGGCUUCCUCCUUUUUAUGCUGAUGAUUAAAAUAUUAUAUACAAAAGGUUACUUAAAGAAUAAGUUGAAUUCCCAGAAUUUUUAAGUACAGAUAUUAAAGAUUUAAUAAGAUAAUUAAUGAUAAAAGAUCCAUCCAAAAGAUUAGGAGCAAAAAAUGGAAUUGAUGAUAUUCUUUAACAUAAAUGGUUUAAGAAUAUAGAUGUUGUUUAAUUUAUAAAUAAAUAAGUCAAACCUCCUUAUAUUCCUGAUCUUUUUAAAUUGAAUUUUAAAUCAAUGAAUCAAAAUGAUAAAAAUUUUCUAGAAUAAAUUUAAAAAGAACAAAAACAAAACUUAAUAUUUUAACCAAUGUUCUCUGGUUCAUUUUAUUUCUCAAAAUAUGGAGAAAAAGACAGUAAUAUAUUAAUUUCAAAAAGUACGAUGGAAAAUUUAGUUAAAAAAUCCUUAGUUAAUAAAUAAGGUUUAACAAAUCUUUAGUUACAAACAAACUUUGAAAAUCUUCUUAAAUAAACAUUUACUAAUAAUAAAUCAAAACCUAACUCUAGAAAUAAGUAGCAACAAUAUUUUUGA
This is a messenger RNA of Paramecium sonneborni, 1899 nucleotides long. Lineage: Eukaryota; Ciliophora; Oligohymenophorea; Peniculida; Parameciidae. The record is from the annotation of a GenBank genome assembly.